Molecule: messenger RNA, 2061 nt
Organism: Stegastes partitus (bicolor damselfish)
Lineage: Eukaryota; Metazoa; Chordata; Actinopteri; Pomacentridae
Product: plexin-A2-like
Exons: 4
Coding region: 469-2061 (530 amino acids)
Biological process (GO): regulation of cell migration; semaphorin-plexin signaling pathway
Cellular component (GO): semaphorin receptor complex; plasma membrane
Molecular function (GO): semaphorin receptor activity; protein binding
Source: RefSeq, a predicted model, not a curated record
GCCGACGCUGUGAAAUUACCAAACCGGGCGGAGGAUGGCAAGUCCGGCCACGGCUUCUCCGUAACCUUCACGAGCAGCAACCGGAGGACGCCGAAUGCCGAACUGAAGGAAUGUGCCAUUUCACUGACACGGUGUAGCAAAGUAACGUUAGGAGGUCAGAUCGGAUGGUUGGAGCUUCUGCUGGCGAAGUUUACGCGCUGAAUUCGCAAUUACUCGCCAUAAUGAAUACUUGAAUGAAUGACGCCGCCGCUUAACAGGUUCCGCAAGCAGAUAGGCUGUUUGAUGAGGAAUUGGAAGAAGAAUUGAAUGUGAAAAAUCUCGGAGAAGGCAGACUUUGUCCUGAUAGAUUUUUUUAUUUUUCGUUUUUUUGGGGGAAACAUUCUGACUGUGGAUGUGAGUCUUAGCGCAUCAGUUAAAGCCCAGAAGACAGCGCUGGAGGCAUCAGGAUAACCGGGAGAUCCAGUUUAAAUGAGGAGAUGUGAGAACCCUUGUGAAGCUUUGACCUGCAAGCUAGCCUUCAACAACAAAAAGGCGAAGGUCUCCUCCCUUCUUCCUAUCAUCCGUUCUCUCUGCUCCCUCGGCAGUUUCCUCACAGGCCCGUCAAACAUGGAGGGCCGGCAUGUGACACGCAGAACUUUAUCACCUAACCCUAAAUUGGGAGCAAUAGCUACUCUACACUUCUGGCUCUUAGCAAUCCCUGUCUUGUGCAACGGGCAGACUUUCACUAGUUUCCACCCUGAACGUCGGGACUGGGUGUUCAACCAUCUGACAGUUCACCAAACCACAGGCGCACUAUAUAUCGGAGCGGUCAACCGUGUGUACAAGCUCUCAGGCAACCUGACCCUCCUUGUUUCCCAUGACACAGGCCCUGAGGAUGACAACAAGGCCUGCUACCCCCCUCUGAUUGUCCAGCCCUGUUCUGAGCCUCUUGUCUCUACCAACAAUGUCAACAAGCUUCUGCUUAUUGAUUAUUCCCAAAAUCGGUUGCUGGCCUGUGGCAGCCUCUACCAGGGUGUCUGUAAACUCCUCAGAUUGGAUGACCUGUUUAUCUUAGUGGAGCCCUCCCACAAAAAAGAGCACUACCUCUCCAGUGUCAACCAGACUGGGACCAUGUAUGGGGUCAUUGUGCCUUCGCAGGGCCAGGAUGGCACCCUGUUCAUUGGCACGGCAGUAGAUGGCAAACAGGACUACUUUCCCACUAUCUCCAGUCGAAAGUUGCCCCGUGACCCUGAAUCUUCUGCUAUGCUCGACUAUGAAUUGCACACUGAUUUUGUGUCCUCCCUCAUCAAGAUACCAUCAGACACGCUGGCACUGGUCUCCCACUUUGACAUCUACUAUGUUUACGGCUUCGCCAGUGGCAGCUUUGUUUACUUCCUGACCGUUCAACCUGAGACGCCGGAGAACAGCAUGUCAUCGAGCGGAUCCAGCAGUGAUCUCUUCUACACUUCCCGCAUCGUCCGCCUCUGCAAAGAUGACCGCAAGUUUCACUCCUAUGUCUCCCUGCCUGUUGGCUGUGUAAAGAAUGGCAUUGAGUAUCGGCUACUGCAGGCUGCCUACCUCGGCAAGCCGGGCCGAGUGCUUGCUGCCUCUCUCAACAUCAGUGCCCAAGACGACGUGCUCUUUACCAUCUUCUCGAAGGGCCAGAAGCAGUUCCAUCGUCCGCCGGAUGACUCAGCGCUCUGUGUCUUCACCAUUCGAGACAUCAACGCACGAAUUAAGGAGCGCCUGCAGUCCUGCUACCAGGGAGAAGGAAACCUGGAACUCAACUGGCUCCUUGGGAAGGAUGUGCAAUGCACCAAAGCGGUGAUGCCCAUUGAUGACUCUUUCUGCGGUCUGGACAUCAACCAGCCACUUGGCGGUUCUCAGCUGGUCACCGGCCACACUCUCUACACCGAGACUCGAGAUCGCAUGACUUCCGUGACCUCCUACGUCUACAAUGGCUACUGUGUAGCUUUUGUGGGAACCAAGAGUGGACGUCUGAAGAAGGUGAGUACCACCGUCUAUCCUUUCCUCAUCCAGCAGUUAAAGGCCUCUUGUGUCACGGUGAGGGUAGAGGGAUAG